Hibiscus syriacus is the source of this 1008-nucleotide messenger RNA. RefSeq lists its product as uncharacterized. The coding region runs from base 1 to 1008 and encodes 335 amino acids. NCBI's taxonomy places the organism in Eukaryota, Viridiplantae, Streptophyta, Magnoliopsida, Malvales, Malvaceae. The record is from RefSeq and is a predicted model, not a curated record. The transcript is spliced from 3 exons.
AUGUUCUAUAAUGGAGUCAACGCACCUAGUCGUAUGAUGUUGGAUGCUUCAGGGAAUGACAUUUUUCUUGACAAAUCACCCAAGGAAGCCUUUGAUAUUCUUGAUCGGAUAACUAACAACGACUAUCAAUUCCUGCCUACAAGGAUUGGAACUGGUAGGAAAAUAUCUAAGGCGUAUGAACUUGACGGAAGUCUCCCUGGUGAUACUGAGGUCACUAAGCCUCAUGGAAAGGAGCAAUGCAGUGCGCUUACACUUAGGAGUGGUACCCAAAUUAAUAUCGAUGAUAAGUUUGGGGAAAGAAGUGAGAAAUUUCUCGCCAAGGCAUUAUACAUGAAGAACCAGAAGGCCACGCCGCCUUUCCCUCAGCGGUUGAAGAAGCAUAAUGACGACAUCCAUCUCAAAAAGUUUGUUGAUGUCCUUGAUAAACUGUAUAUCAAUGUCCCACUGCUCGAAGCUAUUGAUCAGAUGCCUCCUUACACCAAGUUCUUGAAGGAUAUUGUCACGAAUAAGAGAAAGGUGGAAAUAUUAGAAAAUGUUACCACAACAACAAAAUAUUGUUUGGCACUAAGUAAACUUCCGCCGAAGCAAAAAUAUCCUGGAAGUUUUGUUAAACCAUCCUCUAUCAGUGAUAAUCAUGUUGGGAGAGCCCUUUGUGACUUGGGGUCAUACGUAAACCUGAUGCCCAAGUCCAUAUUUUUGAAACUUCAAAUGAGUAAUGCUCAACCAACCAACGUGAUUUUGCAACUGACUGAUCGAUCACAUGUUCAUCCCGAGGGUGAAAUUGAAGAUAUGAUAGUUAAAGAGGACAAGUUUAUCUUUCUAGUAGAUUUCCUUAUUUUAGACUGUGAGACCAAUGAAAAUGCACCUAUUAUUCUUGGGCUUCCUUUCUUAAUCACUGGGCACCUCUUAAUAGAUUGCGAGAAAGGAGAGUUUACGAUUAGGGUGACUGAUCAAAGCGUCACUAUAAAUGUCUUCAACACUCUUAAAUAUAUUGAUGAUUUUGAAUAA